This is a messenger RNA of Diachasmimorpha longicaudata, 2349 nucleotides long. RefSeq names its product serine/threonine-protein kinase D3-like. NCBI's taxonomy places the organism in Eukaryota, Metazoa, Arthropoda, Insecta, Hymenoptera, Braconidae. Bases 848 to 1504 code for a protein of 218 amino acids. The transcript has 4 exons. The record is from RefSeq and is a predicted model, not a curated record.
AUUUUCGUAGCAAACUCACGGCGUUUUUAGGCGUCAAAAAAUCCGGUAUCAUCUGACCCCUUGCAUUUAAUCCAUUCUCGCAAUAUCAGUCACGUGAUUCACCCUCAUCCCCUAAUGCAGUUUCAAAAAACUCACCCAAGUUCAAUUAAUCAGGAAUUGGUGCCUUGUGAUAAUGAUUGAGAUUUUUUGGGGACUGGCGAGUCCCACAUGGUGACGAGUGAUGUUCAGGAAAAUAUCAUCGAAUUCCGGAGUGAAUCAUCGGAGAUAGGAAGAAAUCAUCGAUUUUCAAGCUAUGAAUCACGAUUUAUUCGCUUGAAAUUUAAACUAAUUUUGACUUUUGAGUCGCGAUAUUAUUUACAAACCACGUGGACGCGAAUGAAUUAUCCCAGAGCUUUAUCUAGUUAUUUUGUAUUUAUUUAUUUAUUGACUGGGAUUAACUGUUGAUGAUCAUAUUAACGGAGGGAUUAAUUACCGUUGAUGAACGACGAAAGCGGAGCGUCUAUGUUUCGAUUGAUUAUUCGACUGGAAGAUCUGGAAUUAAUUGCGGAAAGAGGCUUUGGUGAUGCAUUGAAAAUCGAAAUACAGCGAAAUUAGUGGCACGAGGACUUUGUAAUAUUUAUAGACGCCUCAUUUUGGUUUGUGAGAGUGCCGGACAGAGGUGUGAAUCGACGCUACUCGUGGAGAAUACCUCAAAUUAAGAUUUCAAAAUUGUUUUGGAGAUACGAACAUUUCGAGCAUAAUCAAUUUCAAGGGAAUAACAAUGGGCAGGGGCUCAACAGAGACUCGAACUGGUGAAUGUUAAUGGGAAGUUAUUUAAUUGGGAAAGGGGUAAUUAAUCAGGGGGAAGAUGAUGUUUACGGGGGGAAGAUCCUCGCAUUCAAAACGCCGAAAUGCGAACAGCAGUAGAAAUACUAGUAAUAGUAGUAGUAGUAGUAGGAAAUGUACACUUGACUAUCGACUGCCGCAGCCCAGAAUGGGGCCAGAGGGAUAUACCUACAGAACGAGAAUUCCAUCGCCACUGAACCCAGAAGACCUGCCAUCUCCGUCAGCCGGAAGGACUUACGUUUACCGAACUCGAGUCCCUCGGCGCGAUUUAACUGGAGAGUCAACCUCUUCGGCUACUCCUCUCCUGGAGCAUGAUCCAGGUGGCCCUAUCACCCGACGUCGAGGAGCCGUCAAGCACAACAAGAUUCACGUGAUAAGGGGCCACAGACUCGCCGCUAAAUUCUUUCGACAACCCACGUUCUGCGCAUUCUGCAAAGACUUCCUCUGGGGUUUUGGGAAGCAGGGCUAUCAAUGCCAAGCCUGCCAGACUGCAGUCCACAAGAAGUGUCAUGACAAACUGCUGACGAAGUGUUUAGAGAGUGGGAGAGACUCGGAAAAUACUAUUGUAAAUGUGCACAUUGUUAUCAGCAUGCGUUUCAUGAUAGCUUUAGUAGUUAAUUUAGUGCUUAUCGACAGGGGAAAAAUUACUUCAAUAGCAAGUUCUGUUCUUCUUCAAUAGCCCAGUUCUAUCAACUUUGGGUGGGUCUUUACAGGGAAUAUGUUGCAAUUCUAACAGAAUUCAGUUUGAAAAUCUAGAAAAAAUUGGAAAAUUUAAUUUUGUCGCCCUGAAGAUAAAUCAAAUUCUAUUGUUUUCUUUUAGUAAUGUAUUAUCUGUUAAACAUUUCUAUUGAAGAGUUAAUUGAUCAUUCUUUCAAAUGACAUUGAUUCAUGAUUUUUCCCCCAUAAUAGCUAAAAAUAAAACCGCUUCCGAUCUGUGCUCUUCUCCUAGUUGUUACUUCACUACUGAACAUCUCAGUGAUUUACUGACUUUUGAAUUUGUAAGAGAAAAAAAGUGAGGAUGUUUGCAUGACUGCACAUUGAUCAUAUUCACUUAGCCAAUUUAUUUGUUUUAGGAAGCUACUCGACUCUGAUUUAUUGCUUGAGUGUUUCAAGCGAAAGUGUCUUGAUGGAGCAUGAAAGCUUCGUGUGAGCUUGCGAUUAUAUUAAUAUCUUAUUUUAUUUAUUUGCGAUGUUUUAAAUUACGUUAAAAAUUCCAAAGCUCUUUCUCGGUGGGGAAAGAGAAAUGCGGAAAAAUCAUCAUCAAAUUCACCUCAGAAGAGCAAUCGACCAACGCUGCCAAUGAGAUAAUUACAUUUCUAAAGCUUGACAAAAAUCUUCGAAAGGCUUUAUGAACUUCUUCGCUCUAUCUCCACAAAUAUACAAAUAUCCAUAAAAUCGUCAAAUUUUCAAGCUCAACUGCGAUUCAUUCAACUGAUAUCGAAAUAUCGAUAAUUAAACCGUCGAUUUUGUUCUGAGUGAUGGCUGCUUUAUUUAUGCUCUUGUAUUUAUCAAUGAAAUAAUUAA